Cordyceps militaris CM01 is the source of this 735-nucleotide messenger RNA. Its product is annotated as Acyl-CoA N-acyltransferase. The coding region runs from base 1 to 735 and encodes 244 amino acids. Gene Ontology annotation, molecular function: acyltransferase activity, transferring groups other than amino-acyl groups. Lineage: Eukaryota; Fungi; Ascomycota; Sordariomycetes; Hypocreales; Cordycipitaceae. The record is from RefSeq and is a predicted model, not a curated record. The transcript has a single exon.
AUGUACUGCGACAUUCCCACUAGCCGCCUCUUACUACGCCCGGUUCAGACAAACGAGGAGGGCUCCAUUGAUCUAGAGAGAUUUCACACGCUCUGGAGCAAUGAGCAAGCUACAAAGUGGAGGUCCGUCCACCACCUCGCAUCCAAUUCGUACUUGCUGGCCUUUUCACUGACAUUUCCGGGCAGCAAACGUGGACCAUGCCGAACUCUGGCGGAGAGCAAGGCUUGGAUGGCCAACAUCGUUCCCAUGCCGAUGCCCACAAAUAACCUUUGCGUUUCAUACUUUGUGCUCUACGCGGAAGGCGACGGCGGCUUUGUUCACCCUGUAAAUGUCGACGAGAAGGAUUGGAAGAUGGCAGGCAUCGUGACGCUGCUGCCCACCGACUGCAAGCUCGCGGACGAGAGCCUCACCUACGCGCGUGGCGCCGAAGGGGACCCGUACAAGGUGCUCGAACUGGGCUUCCUCUUUAUGCCCGAGGUCUGGGGCAACGGGUUCGCAACGGAGAGCGUGCGCGCCGUCAUCCAUGUUUACAGGCGCGACGUCCAGCCGACGAACGCGCUGUUCCCGCGCGAAAUUCUGGCCUUGGUGCACGAGAAGAACGCCGGCAGCCGGCGGGUGCUCCAGAAGGCGGGCUUCAAUGAGGUCCACCAAUCUGAGGCCAUAGAGUGGCUGCCGCUGGUUGACGACUCAAAGACACAGAAGCACACCGUGGUGCACUUUCGCAUGGCUGAUUGA